AUGAAUGAACGCAUGCUCUUGUUUUUUCUGUGCAGUCUCAUUCUCUUCUUUUCCAUGUUUUGUUUCUAUCCGAAUCUGGUGAAUAGGGCGAGAGAGUUAUCUUCUCUGGACAGUUUAUCGGAGGUAAUAGAACACAUUGUUUGGAAAUCAAAACACCAAAAUAUUCACUUCUUGAUGGAAAUGUGUAUAUUUAUUGGUUGUGUGAUUGUGAUACCGUACUUUCAUAUCGGAAAAACAUAUAGAGAUGCUGUGGAAGGAAAAUUAGUGGGAUAUGGAUUAUUCCCAUUAUUAAGUUAUUGUAUCGGAAUGUAUUUUGAUUUGGGAGCAGGAUUUACCGAUGGAACAGUGGUGGUGCGGUCCAUUGCUCAACAACAAAAACAAAUUCAAGCUUUAUAUACUGACUCUAGGCAAGAUAUAUUGACUUUUUCAAAGCCAUUCUCUGUAUUUCAUGCGUGUCUGCUCACAAACAUUCUAGCUUUAUAUUUUGAAGACAAUUUUCAAAUCAUCAAAAUUUUAAUUUUCGGAAGCUACUCAGCAGCCUUGAGCAUUUAUUGGCCAAUUUCUUCAAAGUUUACUGCUCAAAUAUUGAAAAUAUCGGAUUUGAAACUGGCCAUCACUACUUUUGAUGUUGGAGCGCUGACAAGGUGGCUGAGCCCUCACGAAUUUUUCUCGCUAUUCAUUGUGGUCAUUAUUGGGUUUUUAGUGUUUGAAUCUACGUUUUCCGUGUGCAGAAAAUUUUCUCCUCACUCGUUCACGUUUGGAGAGAGUAUUAUUAUGAGCAAUGUGAUGAGUAUAUGUUUUUUGAGAUUGGUUGAUUUAUCUCGUAAUGCCCAUCUUCUCGUUGCAGAUGAUGUUUCAAUGAUUGAAGCUUUCAUAGAAUUAAUGGUUUUAUCGACUGUAUUUUUUGGUGUGACAUGCUAUCUCAUAUUUGUCAAAUGGACUCGGCGGAGGUAUAACACCAUUACCAAUUAUGUGGCCUAUGCAGUGGCAUAUUAUUCUGUGGUGUUAACAUUUGUGACUCAACGGGUGCUGUUGCCUGAGGAAACAACAAAUUUAGUUCAAUUUGACGUGAAGCAUCCCGUUCUGUGGCUAUUGGAAUUCAUCUUUCUCAAAGACAUUUAUCAUGUUUACUAUUUAGUGUAUUGGCUUGCUUGUAUUUUCAUAAUAUUUAUUGUCAUGAGUUUUUCUAGAGAAAUUCAGGUACCUGUAAAGCCGCCACCAAAAGUCGUCUCAUCAGGUGACCCAAAGACAUACCGUCAUAAUUCUACUGCACCUACCAAUGAAAAGUCCGAGAUUUCAAAAUCUGUGGAAACAAAAACUCACAGAGACUUGAUUCUACUUUUUGGAGACCGCAUUCGAGUUCCAAAAAUUAUUUAUCGAAAAUUUUUCCACAUUAUGGCCGUAGUUAUGUUUGUUCCUUGCACUAUUCAAAAGCCACUAUUUAUGUGCCUCAGUUAUGCUGUGGCAGUUUGCUUAUUUUUACUCAUUGAGAGCUUUAGAGUUCAAUUCAUCACUGAGCACGAUAACAACCGUUUAGCAAAAGCUCUCCACUUUUACAUCAAACAAUUCACAGAUAGCCGAGACUCGGGUACAUUUAUUUUAACUCAUAUUUAUUUACUGAUUGGUUGCAUGAUACCUACAUGUGUAGAAAUUUUCAGUCAUGAAACUACAAUCAACUAUCAUAGAACUCUCUCUGGCGUGUUAAUUCUGGGAAUUGGUGACACAAUGGCUUCUAUUGUUGGAUUCAAUUUUGGAAAAACAAAAUGGAAUUAUCCUGCAAAUACUCGUAAAUCCAUUGAAGGAACCAUUGCCUCGUUUAUUUCAGUGUGCGCCAUUGCAUUUCUAGUGGUUCCUACACCUUCAUCAUCCAAACUCGAAAUUUUAAGCUACAUUUUCUGCGCAUUCUCUGCAAGCGUACUCGAAGCUUACACCGUUCAAAUUGACAAUUUAAUUUUACCAAUAUUUUUUUACACAUUAUUAUGUGCAUUUUCGACAGUGUACACUAUUAAGAGCAAAUUGCUGGUACCUAUUUGGAGAAGUGGGUGGUUUUAA
Messenger RNA from Naegleria lovaniensis, 2052 nucleotides. RefSeq lists its product as uncharacterized. Gene Ontology annotation, cellular component: endoplasmic reticulum membrane. Gene Ontology annotation, biological process: dolichyl monophosphate biosynthetic process. The record is from RefSeq and is a predicted model, not a curated record. Gene Ontology annotation, molecular function: dolichol kinase activity. Lineage: Eukaryota; Heterolobosea; Eutetramitea; Acrasida; Naegleriidae. Bases 1 to 2052 code for a protein of 683 amino acids. The transcript has a single exon.